CGAACGAAAGCCGAAGGAAGGCAGGGAUCACAACAUCCCAUCAUUCCCAAGACUUCAUGAGGAUACAGAUGUCACGACAUUACGAUAAUCCAUCCUCAAUAUCCUCAAUGCCGACAUCGCGCCUCUCCAGCGAGCUCUGGCGUGAUGAGUACUUCAUCGAAAAACAUGCGCAAUGACAGAGCGCAUGCCGUCGACAAUGGAGCCGCCGGCGGCGUGUCCGGUAAGCCGCCAUUCAACCUGGAGUUCGUCAACAUGAAUGUUGCUUCGAAAGCCGAAAAGCAGAUGAAUCAGAAGGUUAUUCGUUCAAUGGCCAUGAGAAGCUACCGUCAGAAACAACAAUUUCAACGAACGAAAGACGAGGAGACAAAGAUCAGGAAUAGAGCCAGGGCCGUACAGCCGCGCUCGGAGUGGAAGAGGUGCAAUCACUCUGAAGCGCACUUCCAAACGCCUGAAUCGAGCCAUGCUUGGGCAUCUGAAGUCGAUAUCUCCGAUAUCUCAUGGCUGGUAAGCGCAUCUCCCUCCAGCAACCUCAGUGAUAUUGAUUCUGGAUUCGAGGCGUCCCUGCGGAGCGCAUCACCCCACAGCCACCACAGCGACGUUGAUUCUGGGUUUGGCGAGUCUCCUCAUCAAGGUAACGCUCUCAGUGAUCGGAGGCCAAGAGAUUUCGCCCCAGUUACCAGUCCGAUUACCCUUCUGGGUGCUGGACGAAUAGACCCCUUUCGAACGUCCUCGUCAGACACCGGCCCUUAUAUCCACGAACUAAUUGACCACUGUAAGUCUGUUUCGCACUGCAACGAAGAUCUUUGGUUGGUAAUCUCCCAGGACCAUUGCUGAUACCGGGUGCCAAUAGCUGUUACCACGAUAUGGCCUGGAUUUCGCGUCCGUGGCGAUCAGGGCAGGGAACUUCCUUCGGCAUGGCUUGCGAAGACGUACCAAAGACCAAUUGCGAUGCACGCACUGCUAUUUGGUGCAGCCGUUCACAUGGACGUCCUCCGACGGCCGCGAAUAAACCUCGAUAACCCGAUCCGCUUACACCACAAAGUGCAAACGAUGAAGCUGUUGAAAGAGGAGCUCCGAAGCCCUGAGAAGAUGCCG
Hyaloscypha bicolor E is the source of this 1095-nucleotide messenger RNA. RefSeq lists its product as uncharacterized. The coding region runs from base 145 to 834 and encodes 229 amino acids. The record is from RefSeq and is a predicted model, not a curated record. The transcript has a single exon. NCBI's taxonomy places the organism in Eukaryota, Fungi, Ascomycota, Leotiomycetes, Helotiales, Hyaloscyphaceae.